Molecule: messenger RNA, 2874 nt
Organism: Onychostruthus taczanowskii (white-rumped snowfinch)
Lineage: Eukaryota; Metazoa; Chordata; Aves; Passeriformes; Passeridae
Gene: BAHD1
Product: bromo adjacent homology domain containing 1
Exons: 7
Coding region: 123-2630 (835 amino acids)
Molecular function (GO): chromatin binding
Source: RefSeq, a predicted model, not a curated record
CAGCCGAGGAGGCGGCGGCGCUGACGCAGCAGCAGCGCGGAGCUCGGGACUCGCGGCGCUCCCGCCGCUGGAUUUCUCCCCCCCGGGGCCUGCGGCAGCCUCCCGGAUUGGACAUUGAUCCUAUGACGCAUGCCCGGAAAAAACAACUUUUCCUUCUGAAACACCCAGCUGGUUCUGCUGGCCAGGCCUCGUCGCCAACAGGCAGCAGGAGGAUGGACAGGGCCAACGCAGAGCAGCGGGACGGAGAUGCCUCGGAGGCUCCAAACUGUCCCAGUGGGUUUGUAGGGAAUAACAAAAGCAAGAGUUUGCGUGAAGUGCGAAAGACGUACCCGCUGCGGAGGCGGCUGCUCCCCUCGGUGAGCAAAAAGACCUGCAAGGUCCUCCUCACCAGGCUGGAGGACGUGGCUGGCUCUCUGUCCAAACAGACCCCGAGCUGUAAAAAAAAGCACCUUCCCAGCUGGGUUGAGGGUUUGGGAUCUGCUUUGUUCUCAGAACAAGUUCAGCCUGUGGGAGCGGGCAAGAGUGACUCAUCCGGGGAGAAGUGCACAGUAACUUAUCCCGGGCCGGAGCAGGACUUUGAUCCUGCUCCCUCGGAGCCCAGGAAGCGCCGGCUGGCCUCGCUGAACGCCGAGGCGGUGAACAACCUGCUGUUCGAACGGGACGAUGGCUUGUUAUCCGGCAGGCGCUUCCGCAGGGACUCUGGGAAGGCUGCUGGGGACUGUGCCCUCAAGGGCUUGCAAGGCAAAGCCAGUGACAACUGGCCUGCCCUGGAAAAAACGGCUGUGAAAACAGGGAAAGGAAAGAACCGGCAUGAGCCCGGUCAGAAAUGCAAUAGCUGUGAGCAUUCGCUGGAUGAGGUCUUUGAUGAUGGGACAAAGAGGGAGGAUGGUGCCAUCUCCUACCAUCCCACCCCAAAGAGACUGGCCAGUCUGAAUGCCGUGGCCUUCCUGAAGCUGACCCACGAGAAAGACCAACCCCUGAAACAGAGGAGUAAAUCGGACGGAGAGGGCAAGUCCGAGAACCACUGUUCAAAAUCUACACUCAAAUGGCCCAAAGCCGGACGGAAGAACUGUGUCAAAACCAAGAAGGAAGUGUCUAGCUUAAAAAUGGAUGGGCAGCACGGCUGGCAAGGCCAGACCCUGGGCACGCUUGGGAAAGGGGAGCAGCGGGACUCUUCCAGGCUCUACGGGACGACAGAGCCUGUCCCCUGCGAGUCGCUGUCUGGCUCCUAUGCCAGCACAGAGGGCUUCUACCACAGACUGCCUUUGCUCAUGGGAGGACAAGCUUCCAUGAAGCCGGAGUAUGGAAGACCUGGAGAGAAAUCCCCAACCCCCAAACAGGAAUUUCAUCAGCCUUCCUUUCCCGUGCAGCAGUUCCCUCCCUUGCCUGUGCCCGGGAAUCACGCGGAUUGUGGAUGUCUCUAUGAAUCCUCAGAUCUGACUCCGUUGAACGGGUUUUAUGUUUAUUAUGGCCAAAGUGGAUACAGUGGCUAUUCCCCCUGCUCCAUUUAUCCCAAGGACGAGCUGUCGCAGGCUGCGACCUGCGAGGGGCUCCUGGUAUCUUCCGGUUCCUUGCCAUCAGGUGCUCAUUUCCAGCCCCUGCACUGGUGCAGCUCUCCGUACUGCUGCGGGGAGGGAGCAGCCGUGAGCAGCUACAGCGUCUGCGGCGUGCUGCACCUGCCGGAGGGCAGGAUCGGCAGCGUGCAUGCGGGACGGAACAGCUACCCCUACAAAAUGCCUUUUGCAGCAGAAGGCUGCAAGUCUCUGGACCAGCUGAACCUCACAAUCCCGGUGGCAGGACACCCCGCGUCGCCUGCCCACCCGCUCUCAGGAUGUCCUGUGCCCAGCGUGCCGCCGGCUGCAGAGCCCGUUCCUCACCUGCAGACCCCCAACUCUGACCCUCAGACCAUGGCCCGGGAAUGUCCUCAGAGCUCCAAGCCUCCCAGCGGCUCCAAGUCCGGGCUGCGGAAUACUCCGGGCUGCCUGCACGCCUCCAACAGCAAAGCGGCGGGGGGCCAUUCCCACCCCAAGCAGCAGCGGAUCAGCCGGCGCAGAGCCACCAACGGCUGGAUCCCCGUGGGCACAGCCUGUGAGAAGGCUGUCUACGUCGUGAACGAGCCGGAGCCGGCCGUGCGCAAGAGCUACCAGGCUGUGGAGAGGGACGGGGAGAUCAUCCGCGUGCGGGACACCGUGCUCCUCAAAUCGGGGCCCCGCAAGAAAUCCAUGCCCUACGUCGCCAAGAUCUCUGCCCUCUGGGAGGACCCCAAGACAGGGGAGCUGAUGAUGAGCCUCCUGUGGUAUUACAGACCAGAGCACACUCAGGGAGGCCGCAACCCCAGCAUGCACCAGAACGAGAUCUUCGCGUCGCGGCACCAGGACGAGAACAGCGUCGCCUGCAUCGAGGAGAAGUGCUACGUGCUGACCUUCGCAGAGUACUGCAGAUUUUGUGCCUUGGCAAAGCGUCGAGUCGAAGGGAUCCCGGGCAGGAAAACCAUCAUGGUUCCUCCCUCGGAGGAGUAUUCCACCCCUCUGCACCGCAAGGUGCCCGAGGACACGGACCCCGAGCUGGUUUUCCUCUGUCGUCACGUCUACGACUUCAGGCACGGGCGCAUCCUGAAGAACCCGCAGUAGCACAGCCCUGGGUCGGAGCGCGGCGGGAGCGGGCGGCACCGGAGCGCCCACGGCCUUGGGGACACCUGUGCACUCUCACCCACCUCAUGCUGCUGCAGGUGGGAGCGCCCAGCGCUCCGCCCUGGGACUCGGGAGCGUGCGAGGAGCGAAGCCCGUGGAGGGGGAGGCAGCAGUUGAAAGCACAGCACUUCAUUAAAAACAUAAAUGAAAAUAUAUACGUAAAAAAUAAAUAUAUGUAUAUAGA